Seriola dumerili (greater amberjack) is the source of this 1485-nucleotide messenger RNA. RefSeq lists its product as uncharacterized. The transcript has 5 exons. The coding region runs from base 24 to 1079 and encodes 351 amino acids. The record is from RefSeq and is a predicted model, not a curated record. NCBI's taxonomy places the organism in Eukaryota, Metazoa, Chordata, Actinopteri, Carangiformes, Carangidae.
UUAUGAACUUCAUUUAAGCAAAAAUGGGAAAUGUGCAGAGUUACGGCGUUGCCUCGCUCGCUGUAUGUUCAGUGUAUUUAGUUGUUGACAUUUACUGUUCUCACAAGUUGCUGAAAACAAAUGUUCUCACCAGCGACAAACUUCCAAGUUUCUCGUACCUCUACAUCAAAUAUUUGUUCAGAGCUCUGACUCGGAGAACAGGACACCUUCACACAACGAAAUCAAAGAGGAAUGAAGCUGUUUAUACGAUCCUCAAGUGCAGGCUGGAGACUCUAGUGUUGAGGAGGUUCUGCAGCGCAGGAGGUUAUGGUUGGGAUUAUCCAGACACUGAACACAGUGACAUCCCACUGUGCUUCCCUGAGUUUCUGUGUGGCAGACUGAUGCUGAUGCUGCUCACUGAUGAAAACUUCAGGCUCAGCCCUGCAGGUCUGGUUCGUGUGUGCCAGAGUUUGAAAACACUUCAGCCAAUUGAUGAGCUGAAGAAGGGUCCGUUCACACUGCAGGUCAGAGUCCUGGUGUACCGGCAAGUUGAUGCAGGAGUGGAGGUGGACAUCUGUCUGUCUGCCACUUCUCGUUCCGGAUGCCCAGUGUGGGAGAGCGUCCUGACACUGCUGUCCAAAAACAAGCUCCACAGAGCCAGCAGAGGCUUAACAAAGACUCACAGUGAGAGCCAAUGUGAUGAGCCUGUGCCAGAAAACAUGAAGCAGGGAGAGCUCAGAGUCCCCUGGAGUCCCCGGCUGCAGUGUGUAUGGUCCCUCUCUGACUGCUCCCUCUACCGGCUCCUCUCUCUACCGGCCAGGCUCUUUGGCCGCAGGUCGCACACUGCACCAGGUCUCUGGAUGCUGUCGGUCUGCUUGGCUGAAAUAGAGAAACACAAAGGGGUCGAGGUCAUCACAGCUCCAGUAAACGUCACCGCCCGGUUUGAGGAGCCUCUGUUGGUACCAGGUAAAGUGGUGAUCAGGUUUUGGGAGAAGACUGAAAACGGGGGUCAGUCUUCCGCCCAAGGCCUCAGCUUCCACAUGCAGCAACAUGAAACAAACAGAUCUCACCUGGUGGGGCUGAUUUCUAGAUUAACAUGAUCAUUAAACAUCAUCAAGUGUUGAUAUUUUGUAGUGUUGUCAACACAAUAAAAUGUAAAUAUUUUACUGUUUCCAUUUACCUCUGUUUCAAUGUGGAAGUCACAGCAUUUCAGUAAGUGCAACGAGGCUGAUCUGGAGAAUCCGCUUAUCACUGUUCACCAUCAAGCAUUUUUUCAUAUGAAAAUAAAACAUUGUAGGGUUAAUUUCCUUUUUUCAAAAGUUGAAUGACACAUUUUUUCAUAACAGCGUGUAUUAAUAGAUGUAUCUGCCUCUGAGCCUCUUUUAUUGUUAAAGGUGUUUUCAGCUUCAUUGAAUGCGCCACUGUAAUACCUCUGAUAAUGUUAGAGUAUUAUUCACAGACACGGCUGAUUUCAUUUAAAUAUAAUCAGUACAUUUGACAGUUUUA